Messenger RNA from Daldinia caldariorum, 603 nucleotides. Its product is annotated as Rho2 GTPase. The transcript is spliced from 5 exons. The coding region runs from base 1 to 603 and encodes 200 amino acids. Gene Ontology annotation, molecular function: GTPase activity; GTP binding. Lineage: Eukaryota; Fungi; Ascomycota; Sordariomycetes; Xylariales; Hypoxylaceae. Gene Ontology annotation, biological process: small GTPase-mediated signal transduction. The record is from RefSeq and is a predicted model, not a curated record.
AUGGCGAGUUCAACUCCGCAGAAUGUCAUUCGCAGGAAACUAGUCAUCAUUGGCGAUGGAGCUUGCGGCAAGACCUCUUUACUGAGCGUCUUUACGCUCGGAUACUUCCCAACCCACUACAUCCCGACCGUAUUUGAGAACUACGUAACAGAUUGCAGAGUAGACGGCAAGUCGGUGCAGUUGGCAUUAUGGGAUACGGCUGGCCAGGAAGACUACGAGCGACUGCGACCUCUCGCGUACUCGAAGGCGCACGUACUACUAAUAGGAUUCUCGAUCGAGUCGCCCGAUUCUCUCGAUAACGUGAAGCACAAGUGGGUAGAAGAAGCGACAGAACGAUGCCCCGGCGUCCCCAUCAUCCUAGUAGGGCUAAAGAAGGAUCUACGCGACGACCCCGUGGCGAUCGAGGAGAUGCGCAAGAAGAGCCUGAAGUUCGUGACGGAGCGGCAAGGCGAGCAGGCCGCGCAGGAGAUCGGCGCGCGCAAGUACCUCGAGUGCUCGAGCUUGAGCGGCGAGGGCGUCGACGACGUGUUCGAGGCCGCCACCCGCGCCGCCCUGCUUACCUUCGAAAAGGGCGAGGGCGGCGGUUGCUGCGUGAUAUUAUAA